Molecule: messenger RNA, 1830 nt
Organism: Asparagus officinalis (garden asparagus)
Lineage: Eukaryota; Viridiplantae; Streptophyta; Magnoliopsida; Asparagales; Asparagaceae
Product: protein arginine N-methyltransferase 5-like
Exons: 18
Coding region: 852-1691 (279 amino acids)
Biological process (GO): regulation of DNA-templated transcription
Cellular component (GO): cytosol; nucleus
Source: RefSeq, a predicted model, not a curated record
ACCCUCAAGUGGCCCGCCCCCGCAGCUAGCCCUAAAUUUUAUUCCCCCUAAAUUAUUUCGAUCCCUCUCCCUUAGAUUUUUGCAAUUCGUUCCCUCCCUCAUUCUCUCUCGCCAAAACUAGCCAGCAGCGCCGCUCUCCUCCUCUCAUCCUCGUUCGAGCUCUCUCGCCGCCUCCCUCCUUGUCUCGUUGCCAAAACCAGGGCCGCCCUCACUCCCUCUCUCGUCGCCAAAACCAUCGCCGCCCUCCUCCUAGGGAUCUCGAGAUGGAAUCGUCCAAGAUUACAGAGUCUCCGGUUGAUAAACGAUGUGAAUCUGUGGCGGCGGCGAAUAGGGUUCAGAAAGUCUACAGGAGUUAUCAAACCCAGCGCAGGUAGGCAGACUCCGCUGUGGUCGUGGAGGAGCUCUGGUGGCAAGUGUUGGAUUUUGCUAGGCUUAAUCUAAGUACGGUUUCUUUCUUCAAUUUCUUGAAGCCGGAAUCGGCUGUUUCGAGUUGGAAUCGUAUUAGUCUGAAUGCUUCCAAGGUUGGACUGGGUUUGUCAAAAGAUUCCAAAGCCCUGAAGAUCGCGUUUCAGCACUGGAUUGAAGCUAUUGAUCCAAGGCAUCGCUAUGGGCAUAAUCUGCACAUGUACUACGAUAAAUGGUGUGAAAGUGAUGCUGGUCAGCCAUUCUUUUACUGAAAAAAGCAAUGCUUUGAUUGUUUUAAGCAAGGCGGGUGCUUUUAGGGAUGUUUUAAUAUGAUUAUCUGUUUUCCGGCUGGCUUUGCUCGCCACUCCUCCGGCGCUGCUGCCUUUUAUCCUCUACAUUGAAAGCUUGGUUAUAGGGAUUUUCUGCAGUCCCCAUUGCAGCCUCUCAUGGAUAAUUUGGAGGCUCAAACUUAUGAGACAUUCGAGAAAGGCACAAUGAAGUAUACACAGUAUCAGCGGGCAGUUAGUAAAGCUUUGCUUGAUAGGGUUCCAGAUGAAGAAGCUUCAACAUCGAGGACGGUGUUGAUGGUUGUUGGAGCUGGAAGAGGGCCCUUUGUCAGGGCAUCACUGCAGGCUGCUGAAGAGACCGGCAGAAAACUGAAGGUUUAUGCCGUAGAAAAAAAUCUGAAUGCAGUGGUGACGCUCCAUAGUUUGAUCAGGAUGGAAGGAUGGGAUAAUAUGGUUACUAUAAUUUCUAGUGACAUGCGUUGUUGGGAUGCCCCAGAGAAGGCUGAUAUAUUGGUUAGCGAGUUAUUGGGCUCCUUUGGUGAUAAUGAGCUAUCCCUAGAGUGUCUUGACAGAGCACAAAGGUUUCUGAAGCCAGACGACAUAUCUAUUCCUUCAUCAUAUACCAGUUUUAUCCAACCAGUAACUGCUUUAAAGCUAUACAAUAAUGUAAAAUCACAUAAAGACCUUGCACACUUUGAAACAGCUUAUGUUGUGAAAUUGUAUAGGGUAGCCAGGCUUGCUCCUUCUAAAUCUGUAUUCACAUUUACCCACCCAGAAUAUUCUGAUAAUAAGAGCAAUCAAAGAUACAAGAAGUUGCAUUUUGAAAUACCUGCAGAUACUGGAUCAGCUUUGGUGCACGGAUUUGCGGGUUACUUCGACGCUGUCCUAUAUAAAGAUGUCCAUCUUGGUAUCGAACCAACUACGACAACACCAAAUAUGUUUAGCUGCAGUACUAGUACUCAAUUGCUGAAGAAGAUGAGUCUCCCAAGUCAUAUGUAAUGCAGCAAAGUUAGUUUUUGUUGUUCUAUAUACUAUGGUUAAUUUCUUAUACUCCAUGUUGGAUUAUCCAAAGACUAGUAUUUGUUUUUGGCAUAUUUGUGUUGACUCUUCUUGUAUGCUACAACUUGGUUAUGUAUCA